AUGGCCCAGCACGCUACCGUCGCGCUCAAGAGGACCGGUGCCAAGAUGCCGCUCGUCGGCUUCGGUCUCUGGAAGGUCACCAAGUCUACUUGCGCGGACACCGUGUACAAUGCCAUCAAGGCUGGCUACCGUCUCCUCGAUGGUGCUGGUGACUACGGUAACGAGAAGGAGGCUGGAGAGGGCCUCCGUCGUGCUAUUGCCGACGGCAUCGUGAAGCGCGAGGAUGUUUGGGUCACCUCCAAGCUCUGGAACACUUUCCACGCCCGUGAGCACGUAAACGCGCUUGCGAAGAAGCAGCUCGGCCUCUGGGGCAUCGACUACUUCGACCUCUUCCUCGUCCACUUCCCGAUCGCGCUCGAGUACGUCGACCCCAGCCACCGCUACCCGCCCGAGUGGUGGGGCGAUGACAAGAAGGUGCACCUCGCCAAGGUCCCCUUCCAGGAGACCUGGGGCGCCAUGGAGGAGCUCGUGGAUGCCGGAGUGGCAAAGAACAUUGGUGUCUCGAACUGCCAGGGCUCCAUCCUCCUCGACAUCCUCCGCUAUGCGCGCUACGAGCCUGCCGUGAACCAGGUUGAGCUCCACCCCUACCUCACGCAGGAGCCCCUCGUCAAGCUCUGCAAGACCCUCGGCAUCGCGAUCACGGCGUACUCUUCGCUCGGCCCGCAGAGCUACGUCGAGCUCGGCGCUGACAAGGGCGCGCAGAACCUCAUGGAGCACAACGCGAUCCAGAGCAUCGCGUCGAAGCACUCGAAGACUACGGCGCAGGUGCUGCUCCGCUGGGCUGUGCAGCAGGGUCUCGCCGUCAUCCCCAAGUCGAACAACCACGACCGUCUGGUGCAGAACCUCGACGUCGACAAGUUCACGCUCGGUGAGGACGAGGUGAAGGCGAUCAGCUCGCUGAACAUCAACCUCCGGCUCAACGACCCGGCUGACAUUGACCCGCGCAUGGCGAUCUUCGCGUGA
Messenger RNA from Rhodofomes roseus, 963 nucleotides. RefSeq names its product NADP-dependent oxidoreductase domain-containing protein. NCBI's taxonomy places the organism in Eukaryota, Fungi, Basidiomycota, Agaricomycetes, Polyporales, Fomitopsidaceae. The record is from RefSeq and is a predicted model, not a curated record. Bases 1 to 963 code for a protein of 320 amino acids. Gene Ontology annotation, molecular function: aldose reductase (NADPH) activity. Gene Ontology annotation, cellular component: cytosol. The transcript is spliced from 12 exons.